CUUACAGCAGUAACGAAGUGAAUUUGCCACGACAAAUCAAUUUUAUUUUAAAUUAGUAAAAAAAUCAAAUAUUCAGAAACAAAAAAUGUCUUCAGAUUGGGAUGAAAUUCGACGAUUGGCCUCUGAUUUUCAGAAGGUUCAAUUGUCUUCAACAUUACAAAGACUUUCGGAACGAAAUUGCGUUGAAGUGGUGUCGUUGUUGAUUAAACAAGGUCUUAUCAACGUGUUAUAUACGACCGAUGGCAAAGAAUACAUUACCCCGGAUUAUUUACAAAAAGAAGUUGAAGAUGAAAUUUAUGUGCACGGUGGUCGGGUCAAUUUGGUUGAAUUGGCACAGAUCUUGAAUGUUGAUCUAUUUCACAUCAACAAUAUUGCCGAACGAAUUUCAAAAGAACGUGAUGAUUUGCAUCUAAUUUUGGGGCAAUUGCUUGAUGAGAACUAUCUUCAAAAGAUUGCCAUUGAAAUCAACGAAAAAUUGUCACAAGAGGGUGAAAUAUCCGUUUCAGAUUUGACCAUUCAAUUUGAUUUACCGUCGGAGUUUUUGUUGGCUCAAGUAAUGGAAAAAUAUUUGGGCAAACUUAUUAAAGGACGACAGGAUUCAAGUGAUUCUCGAAUUUUCUUCACUCCAACCUACAUUUCGCGUUGUAAGGCGAAAAUUCGCGGAGGUUUACUGGCUUUAACUCAUCCAACGUCUGCCACGCAAAUAAUCCAACAAAUUGGCAUUCAAGAACGUAUAUUCUUCACGUUGUUUAAUGAGGUUGGUGCGGCUGGUGUCUUAACUUCGCGCCAGCACGGUGCACAAUAUAUUCCACAUGUUUAUACGAAAAAUCAACGUGAUUGGGUCGAAUCGUUCUAUAAACAGAAUUCCUACUUGGAAUAUGAUGCCGUCAAUCGUUUAGGUGUAUCUGAUGCAAAGGGCUUUAUAAAACGAACCGUCGGCGAUGAAUCGAUAACAUUCUUAUCGAAAUGUUGCGUGGAUCAACGUAUUCUUGAUCAAAUUGAAUCAUCGUUGGAUGAAUGCAUUUCGACUGGUUCUUACUUGGAAGUGGGCACGAUUCUGCCAUCCAUUAUGACCGAAGAAGAUAUUGAAGGUAUUAUUGCAGCCGUUUUAACACCCACCAAGCAAAAGCAAACACUUUUAUUCGGAACGACUAUUUUAACAACGCAAUUUAUUGACGGUUUAUUGAAACCAUGUCAUGAAAUAAUCGAGAAAAAUGCGAAACAAUCGGUUGAUACUGGAAAAUAUCAACAAUACAUCGCCGAGAAGAUGACAAAUCGAAAUGUGGAUAUUGAAAUAUCGGACCGAAAAUCGGAUCGAAAGGAUGAGAGACGACGUAAAGCGACUGGUGGAAAAGGUGGCGGUGGUACACAAGGCCGCGAAACAAAAACAAAAUCAACGAAAAAGCUGUAUAGAGCGGGUGAUCGUGGGCAUCAAUCGGAUUCCGAAGAAGAAAAUGUCCAUAAGAAAAAAGAAGGACCAACCAUUGAAUUGAUAUCAUUGAAAGAGAUUAAGAAUAAUUUGGAAAAACAACUCGAACCAGAAGGUUUGGAUGACUUAAGUGGUUUGAUUGCAAAACAAUAUUUACCAUCGUUGACAAAACAAUCGCUCGAAAUUGCUCAUCAAUUCUAUGAGGCUUCAUUGCAAAACACUACACAAAAUCAACGACAAACACAUGCCGCACUACAAACCAAAUUAAACGAACUUUUGGUGAAUAUUCGAUUGUAUGAAAAGGGACUACAUUUGUUACCAGCCGAUUUGCAGGGCCAAUUGAUUAAAUACUUACUGAAAUCUCAUGGCAAUGACGUUUGCAAUGAUAUUUUUUUCUAUGUUGCCACCGAAUGCAAUCUUAAUUACGCCGAUGCAAACUUGAAACCAGAGCAACGCGUUAAAAUUACACAAGAUUGUGGUCAGGAGUACAAGUCGGCUUUGACGGCACUCAAUAAGGCCGUUGCCGGUACAUCGAUUGAUGAAUUCUUAGAAGCAGCUGAAAACGCCCUCGAAGCAUGCGGCAUGAUAUUGAAGAAAAUUGAUAAGAAAAAAGAUAGAAAUUUGAUAAUGUGCCACAAGCAUGAAUUGCUUCAACAAUUAUCCGACUGCAAUGAUCCAGCAUUGACGCUUCAUUUGGCUGUUUUGGUUAUUUUUACCAUUUCGACGCAAUGUAUGCUUCAUGCAUCUGGAAAAUUUGUAUCGUCUAUAUUGAGUUUUCUUCAACCAUCGUUAACAUCCGAACAAAGUGCUGCAUUAACCGAAUUCCAUGAUUUAGUGCUAAAACUAUUGCAACGGACAACUGCAACAGAAUCGGACGACACACAAUUAAUUUCCAACGAACUACAACAGAAAAUGGAAAAAAUCAAAACCAUUGCCAACACCUACAAAAAGAACGGCACAACAAAUGCAGAUUAAAAUAAUUAUGAAUUGGUUGACAGGACUCAUACACAUUUCAAGUGUUGAUUAUUAGAUAACGAAUGGUGCAAUUUUAUUUUUAUCGAAUCACAAACAAGCUUUGAUUACAUAGAUAGCAGUAGGUAAUUGAUUAUUUUUCGCAUGGGUUGAGCUCAUUCUUCACUGAUAUAUUAAUAUCUUAUUGUUAUGUAAAUCAUUCUUGCAAUUACAAGAAACUCCAAUUCUAUGAAUUUUAUACUUGGCAGUUCUAAAUAAAUCAUCCAAUUUUUGCAAAAAAAAACAA
This is a messenger RNA of Contarinia nasturtii (swede midge), 2687 nucleotides long. It is a transcript of the gene Ufl1, whose product is annotated as E3 UFM1-protein ligase 1 homolog. Gene Ontology annotation, molecular function: UFM1 ligase activity. NCBI's taxonomy places the organism in Eukaryota, Metazoa, Arthropoda, Insecta, Diptera, Cecidomyiidae. The transcript has 4 exons. The coding region runs from base 86 to 2404 and encodes 772 amino acids. Gene Ontology annotation, cellular component: endoplasmic reticulum membrane. The record is from RefSeq and is a predicted model, not a curated record. Gene Ontology annotation, biological process: regulation of proteasomal ubiquitin-dependent protein catabolic process; response to endoplasmic reticulum stress; protein K69-linked ufmylation.